Molecule: messenger RNA, 3379 nt
Organism: Oldenlandia corymbosa var. corymbosa
Lineage: Eukaryota; Viridiplantae; Streptophyta; Magnoliopsida; Gentianales; Rubiaceae
Source: the annotation of a GenBank genome assembly
AAGAAAGUAGGCCCAAUUCCAGCCUUCGUCAGUCUUCUUCCAGUCGUCUUCUCCAACCCCCCGCUGCAACUCCUUUGCUUUCUUCUUCGUCUUCUUCAUCUCUCUGUACUUCUCCUCUUCUUCCUUUAUUGGCCUUCGAGUUGCACAAUGAAAGAUCUUCAAUUAAAAUGUCGACUGAAUUUGCCAUAGAUUGCAUACGUUAUCUCUCUUGGCGAACUGUUUCCUUAGAAAGCUCAGAUAAAAAAAAGGUUCAAAGAGCCCCGUUGUUCAUACUUUGUAAUGGAUGUGUUAUAUGGUUCCAUUGAUAUCCGAGAUCUCCUCUCCUCAACAAAUCUCGAUGACCCAUCAACCCCACUCUCUGCACCCGAUCUUCACCUCCUAAUCGACCGCCUUCAGGUCCAUUCUGUUCGCAUCAAAUCAAAAGUCCAUGACUACAUUCGAUCGCACCAAUCCGACUUCUUGUCACUUUUCACCCAAUGCUCUGAUGUGGCUGCAAAGACCGAAGAACUUUCCGCCGAAUUAGUUUGUUUACAUAGUGUGCUCUCUGAUAAUCCUGUUGAUGCGAAUAUUAAGUUCACUAUUGAAGACAUUGUUGGGAAGAGGAAAGAAUUGAGGGAGAAAAAAGAAUUGUUUGAGUUGUUAGGGUUGAUUCUGGAACUAUGCGAGAAAUUGAGAGUUGUGAAAGACGGCAUUCAACAGGGGAGAGUCGAAGAAGCUGCAGCGGCAUUGAGUGAGCUGAAGAUUGCUUUCAGGGUGGAUGAUGAUCAGGGAGAAAGCGGGCUUUUAGUUUAUGACAUAUUGAGGAAAGAAUGGACUGAUUGUUUUGAUGAGAUGCAAGAUACCCUAGUUAUAUCGAUGGAUCAAGCUGUGCGAUUCGAGCCGGAGAGCAAUUCCAUUCGAGUGAAGAGUUGGUUCAAGAUGAAUGGAUCAAAUAAGAUGGAGCUUUAUACAGUUUUGAAAGCAAUGGAUACAGUUGGAGUUCUGGAUUAUGGACUGGCCAGAGUUGCUGACAUGAUGAUUAAGCACGUUGUUAGUCCAGCUAUUGGUCGUAGGGCAUGUAUAACUGUGGUUGAUGGAGUGGCUGAGGAUGACCAGAAAACGACUGAAACUGUUCUUAAUGUAGUUUCAUCUACUCAUGACACGGCAGAUGCUUUGGACAGUGAAAGAAUCUUUUCAGCUCUUCUCAUAAUUGUUGAGUUCAUCAACAAAUCUAUAUGCUGUCAAAAUGGGCAUUGGAUGCGUUGUUUCGGAAGAUUAACAUGGCCGAGGAUGUCAGAGCUGAUCAUUUCUAACUUCCUUUCGAAGGUUGUGCCAGAUGAUGCUUCCAAAUUUGCUGACUUUCAGAAAAUCAUAAAACUUUCAACAGAUUUUGAGGCAGCUUUGGAGGAACUGAUGUUCAUUUCUUCCUCUGAUAGCAAGGAUAAAAGAUUAAGUGAAUUUGUUGACAAUGUUGAGAUUCAUUUUGCUGCUAGGAAAAAAGUUGAGCUUUUAGCUAAUGCUAGAUCAAUGCUUCUACAUUCGGGCUUUAGUCUUCCUCCAGACUACAGAAAGGUAAGUAGCAGCUUGAAGAUGGAAGAAACUGCUGAAGAUCAUGCAGAUAACUUGGUCAACUUGCUUUUUACGUCUGAAAAGUGUAUUGUAUCUGAAGCAGCUUUGAAAUUGAUGGAGUUAGUGCACAAAGCCCUUAGGGAUGUGUGCUUGUCGUCGCCAAGAGUUGGAUUGGAGUUCUAUCAUGCUGCUAGAGAUGCUCUCCUUCUUUAUGAAGCUGUUAUACCUGUCAAGCUGGAGAAGGAGCUCGAUACAAUUAACCAGGGAGCUGUUCUCAUACACAAUGAUUGUCUGUAUCUGUCUCAGGAGAUCCUUGGUCUUGCAUUUGAGUAUCGUCCAGACUUCCCAAACCCUAUCAAAGAACAUGCCGUUUUUGCUGAUCUGGCUCCAAGAUUCCAACUCAUGGCAGAACAAAUACUGGACAGACAAAUUCAAGUUGUCAUUUUCAACUUGAAUCAGGCUAUUGAUGGGGCUGAUGGGUUUCAAAACACCCACCUCACGAAACAGUACGAGUCUGCUAAGUUUAGUAUCGACCAGGUGGCGUUUAUACUUGAGAAAGUUCACAUUAUUUGGGAACCUCUAUUGAUGCCUUCAAGCUACAAAAAGUCCAUGUGCAUGGUUCUGGAGGUAGUUUUCUCAAAAAUAGCAAAAGACAUCCUUAAUUUAGAUGAUAUGGCGGCAGAAGAAACUUUACAGCUUCAGAGACUGAUUCAUUUGCUGUUUGAGAACUUAUCGCCGAUAUUAGAAUCACUACCGAUAAUUGAGCAGUCAGGCAAGUCAGAAGGUGCCCUUGCUCGCUCAGUAGAUGAACUUAUUCCGUCUCUAAGGAAGUUGCGCAAACUGGAAGAUCUUUUGGACAUGCCUUUAAAGUCUAUCACUGCGGAUUGGGAAAGUGGUGAACUUAUAAGUUGUGGAUUCACAUCGACCGAGGUUGAAGACUUCAUUAGGGCCAUCUUCACAGAUUCGCCCUUGAGAAAAGAAUGUUUGUUCAGAAUUGAAAGUUCUGGCCUAUAGGGUUGAUGUAUAUAUUUUCGGGCUUGUGAUGUAUAUAUUUUCUUCUUUCUCUGUUACCUAAAAGUUGUUAUAACUUAGUUUCUGUCUGCAUGAAACAAAAGUAUUAGGCAUUAUUACAAGGUAAUAGCUGAAUACCAUACAUUUAAAAGUACGAGUCUUAAGACUUAAGAUAAUUAGGGAGAAAUUUUCUUUCGAAGCCAUGUAAAUCAAGCAAGAAGCUGGAUGAUUCUAUAUGAAAGGAAAAAAGUGCCAGCCGAUGAGGCCUUCUCGAGAUUUUGUUUAAUUGAACUGGGGAUGGAAUAUUGAUUAGAUGAGGAGGGUUCCAUUACCAGUUCAUUCACAGAGUUUCCGAGCAAUCAGUAGCGGUAAUAUUAUUCGCUGCAUAUAUGACAACUUUAAGCGGGAAGUUGUACUAUUGCAUGAAGACAUUAGAGAUUGCAGAUGCAGGAACCGUGAGAUAAAGAAGAAUGGAAAUGAGGCGCAUAGGAAAAACUCGUGAUUUGUACUAAUUACAAAAACACGGUGGAGACCUUUUUCGAGGGAUAGGAAAAACCGAGAUGACUGGCAAAGGAAGCAAGAACGUAGUAAAUUUGCUCUAGAAGUUCAAAUUUUGUUUGCUGAAAUCAGGAAUCUUUGAAGAGCUUUUCAUAUGUGAGUGAGAAUACACUGAUUAUAGCAUUUGGCAUCAAGAAAAAAAAAAAAAAGGAAAUACAUGUGACUUGAGAAAAUUAUAUCAUUCUUUAUUAUUUUGUAAUUCUUUCUCCCUUUUUUUUUUUUAAACAAAACUAAUUUUUAUUGCAAGAGGUUUUCAGUGGUA